CCCGUUGUUGUAUUCGACAUUUAAAAGCCUGUACGCUCGUUGUGUUGCGUUCAAGACAUCGUGUGUAUUUAAGCCAAAACACGGCGCACUUUUCAUCCCCGUCCGCCAAACCUGCUAACUUUGGACUGCUAAGCUAACCGCCGAGGUACUGCCACAAGAGCUCGCCGAAGGGAGUCGACAUGAAAACGCCGGUGUCUGUGCUGCGUCUUCCCAGAGGACCGGACCCCAGCGGUCGCGGAUUCGACCCCAGCUCUCCCCGCUAUAUUGCCCUCUGUAACACCUCCGUCUCUCCCUCCGCGGACUCGGGGACGGGCGGCGUCCGGCUGCAGGAAGAGCAGCGUGCACGGGCUGCAGCAAGAGAGGCUUUCCUCAGGUGCCUCAUUUCCAUGACGAACAAGAAGGUCCAGUUUCAGAUGUACGAGAAGGCGGCGGUGGAGGCCACGUUCGGAGCGUCCGACAUCGACGUUCUCAACUUCCAAGUGUCAGACCUGCAGACGCCCAUAGGGGUGCAGAAGGAGGCGCUGCUCAGAUGCCGGGAUGUGAUUUCCUUCUCGUUUAGCUUAUGAGCCACCCGCAUCUUGUGUUUGCACAGACAUGUUUUGUGAAACGUCGUGGGGGGGGGGGGACUCGAGUUGCCCUGGAAGGCUGAGUUCCACGGCCUCCACCUCUCUGUAUAAGUAGGGGAGUGGGUCAGCGGAGUGUCUUCCAGUGCUUCACUGUGUGGGGCCCGUCUCAGCCUUCAACGACUUGAUCGCUGCUCAUCAGGCAUUCACAGGGCUGACAUUCUGGGACGCAGUUCCCUCUGCCGGCACUAGGGGGAGGCGUACGCCUUGUUUGUCUGAAAUGUCAAAGGUGUUUUCGAGAUGCGCUUGGAGAGUCCUGUUUCCUCGUUACCUGCUCGUCUUCGCCUGCCUCUGCAACAUCCCGGAUGAGCUCAGUUUCUGUGUUGUAACCCGGUGUGCUUAGUUUGACUAGAUGUGUUGUUGCGGUUCAAAUGAUAUAAACUGCACUUUGUCUUUUGGAUAAGCGUUUUUGUUUUGAAUAAACAUUUUUGUAUUAA
Lampris incognitus (smalleye Pacific opah) is the source of this 1060-nucleotide messenger RNA. It is a transcript of the gene gemin7, whose product is annotated as gem (nuclear organelle) associated protein 7. The transcript is spliced from 2 exons. The record is from RefSeq and is a predicted model, not a curated record. Lineage: Eukaryota; Metazoa; Chordata; Actinopteri; Lampriformes; Lampridae. Gene Ontology annotation, cellular component: SMN-Sm protein complex. The coding region runs from base 180 to 566 and encodes 128 amino acids. Gene Ontology annotation, biological process: spliceosomal snRNP assembly.